Aspergillus puulaauensis is the source of this 2877-nucleotide messenger RNA. It is a transcript of the gene pmt1, whose product is annotated as protein mannosyltransferase 1. NCBI's taxonomy places the organism in Eukaryota, Fungi, Ascomycota, Eurotiomycetes, Eurotiales, Aspergillaceae. Gene Ontology annotation, molecular function: dolichyl-phosphate-mannose-protein mannosyltransferase activity. Gene Ontology annotation, cellular component: endoplasmic reticulum; membrane. Gene Ontology annotation, biological process: protein O-linked glycosylation via mannose. The transcript has 5 exons. The coding region runs from base 1 to 2877 and encodes 958 amino acids. The record is from RefSeq and is a predicted model, not a curated record.
AUGGCGCCGCAAUCCAAGAACACCUUGGACGUUCGCCCUACACGGGCCUCGUCUCGCUCCCCCAGUCGCUCGCCCCGGCCGAAGAACCGCAAGAAGGCUGCUGCUGCCUCCUCGAGCUAUCAAUCAGAUGGCGUCACAAAUAAUAAUAUAUUCAAUCUCCCAACGUCCGAUUACAAGGUUAUGGUUCUGGUGACAAUAGUUGCCGCCGUGGUGCGGCUCUUCAGAAUCUACCAGCCGACAAGCGUUGUCUUUGAUGAAGUGCACUUCGGUGGAUUCGCGACGAAAUAUAUCAAGGGCCGCUUCUUCAUGGACGUUCACCCUCCUCUCGCCAAACUCCUCAUUACACUGGCCGGAUGGCUUGCUGGGUUUAAGGGCGACUUUGAUUUCAAGGAGAUUGGAAAGGAUUAUCUUGAACCCGGGGUGCCUUAUGUGGCGAUGCGAAUGCUCCCCGCAAUCCUGGGAGUCCUGACAGUGCCAAUUAUGUUCUUGACUUUGAAGGCUACGGGUUGUCGUACCGCCACCGCUGUGCUGGGUGCUGGUGCCAUCCUCUUUGAGAAUGGAUUAGUCACACAAUCUCGCUUUAUCCUCUUGGACUCUCCCCUAGUGUUUUUUACGGCCCUCACUGCUCUAGCCUUCACUUGCUUCACAAAUCAGCAUGAACUGGGUCCGUCGCAUGCCUUCCGCGGACCCUGGUGGUUUUGGCUGGCAGCUACUGGCUUGUGUUUAGGUGCUACUCUGAGCGUCAAGUGGGUCGGUCUGUUUACAGUUGCCUGGGUUGGUUCUCUGACUAUCCUGCAACUGUGGGUGGUACUCGGCGACACAAAUAAUGUCACUCCCCGCCUCUGGUUCAAACAUUUCUUUGCCCGGGUGUUCUGCUUGAUUGUGAUUCCCUUGGGAUUCUAUUGCGCUAUGUUCGCAAUCCAUUUCCUAUGCUUGGUAAAUCCGGGAGAGGGUGACGGAUUUAUGUCCUCUGAAUUCCAGGCUACUCUGAACUCCAAGGGCAUGGCAGCUGUGCCUGCAGACGUUGUCUUCGGCUCACGUCUUAGCCUCCGCCACCAUAAUACGCAGGGGGGAUAUCUACAUUCCCACAGUCAUAUGUACCCCACCGGCAGCAAGCAGCAGCAGAUUACCCUGUACCCUCACAAGGAUGACAACAAUCUAUUCGUUGCCGAGAAUCAGACCCAACCUCUUGGCCCCGAUGGGGCAGAAAUUAUGGGGCCCCUUGCGUGGGACAAUAUCACUACAAAUUAUAUCGAGGACGGCGCUGUUAUUCGACUCAACCACAUAUUGACCGGCCGACGAAUUCACUCGCACAAUGAGCGGCCUCCAGUGACUGACGUCGACUGGCAAUUCGAAGUUUCUGCAUACGGAUACGAAGGAUUUCCUGGCGAUGCGAACGAUUACUGGCGCGUUGAAAUCGUCAAGUCUAUGUCAGACGGAGAGGAAUCAAAGAAACGACUACGGACUAUUCAGUCAAAAUUCAGACUUGUUCACGUUAUGACCGGCUGCGUUCUAUUCUCCCACAAGGUCAAACUUCCCGAAUGGGGGUUCGAUCAACAGGAAGUUACCUGCGCAAAGAGCGCCUCUAUGCCUAACAGCAUUUGGUACAUUGAAAACAACAAGCAUCCAAUGAUACCUCCAGAUGCGGAGAAGGUCACCUACCGAAACCCCGGCUUUUUUGGCAAGUUCUUCGAACUCCAGAAGGUGAUGUGGACUACCAACGCCGGGCUGACGGAUUCCCACGCCUGGGACUCCCGCCCACCAUCAUGGCCAACUCUGCUCCGUGGUAUCAAUUUCUGGGGUAGAGACCACCGUCAGGUCUACCUCUUCGGGAACCCAUUUGUCUGGUAUUUGUCUACCGCAGCUGUUUUGGUUUAUGUGGUCUUCAAGGGAAUUUCUGCUAUCCGCUGGCAACGGAACUGUGGUGAUUAUCGCAAUUCCACCUUUAAAAGAUUCGACUAUGAAAUUGGUACUGCGGUGCUCGGCUGGGGUUUCCACUAUUUCCCGUUCUAUCUCAUGGCACGCCAGCUCUUCUUACACCACUAUUUCCCUGCGCUGUAUUUCGCUAUCUUAGCACUGGCCCAGCAGUUUGACUUCAUCACGAACCGUAUCAGCAGCUUGGGCCUUCCCUCACGGCCUACCGUUGGAAAAGCUCUGGCUGGUGUCUUCCUCGGGCUCACGAUCUUCACAUUCACUCUUUACUCUCCUCUCGUCUAUGGCAGCCCAUGGACAAAGGAUGCCUGUCGGCAAGUCAAACUCCUGAAUACAUGGGACUUUGACUGCAAUACUUUCUAUGCUGACUUGAACCAAUAUGUGACCCAGUUUGCAGGCGUAAACCAGGCUAUUCCAACGACGCCAGCAGCUAUCCCCCAAUCUUCCAAGCCUGCCCAGGUUCAGCCAAAGCAAGAAAAGCAGGAGAAGAAGGAGAAGAAGGAGGAGAAGAAGCAAGAGAACUUCGAAAAGAAAGAGGGAAAGAAAGAACAAAAGCCCGGUAAAGAUGAAAAUCCCAAGGCGAGCAUCACAACAAGCACUCCAAAAAUUCGCGGAACCCAGGCGCGAGUAGAGUACCGUGACCAACAAGGAAAUAUCCUUGAUGAGGCUGUGGUUGAAUCACUGCGAAAGGAGGGCAAGGUAUCGUUCGAGACGAAGCACGAGACCCGAACCCGCCUAGAGCAUGGCCAUAUAGUCGAUGUUGUUGACGGCAAGGUUGCCCCUCCUCAUCCAGAUGUUGAAGGCCAAAACCCUGAAACCCAGGAGAAGCCUGAGGAAAUUGCGGAAGAUAGCCCAGCCGCCGCAGCUAGUGCAGGAAGCUCUGUGGAAGAGCCCAGGUCCCCCGAAGCCAAGCCAGCCAGUGAGGGAAAUGAGGCGACACCCUGA